Molecule: messenger RNA, 927 nt
Organism: Caenorhabditis elegans
Lineage: Eukaryota; Metazoa; Nematoda; Chromadorea; Rhabditida; Rhabditidae
Gene: srx-42
Product: G-protein coupled receptors family 1 profile domain-containing protein
Exons: 7
Coding region: 1-927 (308 amino acids)
Biological process (GO): G protein-coupled receptor signaling pathway; signal transduction
Cellular component (GO): membrane
Molecular function (GO): G protein-coupled receptor activity
Source: RefSeq, marked reviewed
AUGACUACUGUGAUUGCUAUUGAAAUUAACACAGAUGUUUUGGCUGGUUCUCUAGUUUCUGUAGUCUGCGUUCUUGGAACUAUCCUUAUGGUUCUCGUAAUUAUUGCUAGUUUGCGUAUCCCAUCAAUGAAGUCCCCUUUCGGGACGUUGACUAUAAACCAAAAUAUUGCGGAAUUAGUUCCUUGUCUCGCAUGUUUAUUUGUUUUCUUUUUUGGAUAUACAUUAAACUUGAAUAUUGUGAUUGACUACAGUUAUAUUUUCGGUGGAAUCUGUAUUAUCAUGCUCCAUAUUGUUCUGAUAAGCUUUCUUAUGAUAUCAUUCAACAGACUUUGCGCAGUCGCAUUUCCCAUAGCAUAUCAAACUGUUUUUGGUAAAAAAUGGUUGAUGAUUUUGAUAUCUAUCAAUUGGAUUGUUCCACUUGUUGCAAGCACAUAUUUAUUGACGUUCAAACAAUGUACCUUUGCUAUCUACCAUUACGGAUGGACAUUUAGUGAAGUGAAGAAUGAAGUUUGUGGGGCCUACCUCACCAUGUUCAGAGGUCUUCAAAUGGUUCCUAUUAUUCUGACAGUUGUCACAGAUAUCUUAACAUUGCUUCUCCUACUUAUUUUGAGAAAUCGAAUCUUCAAGCUCAAAAGCGCUGACACAAAACGUCGAGAGAUGAAUUUUGCAAAACAAGUUUUGGUUCAAGGACUUGUGUUCAUGAUACAUGGAGUUUGGUACGAAAAAGGAAGGAAUAUAAUGCCUGUAAUGUCCGAACAUUGGAAGAUCUUUUUUACAACUUCAUUUUCAGCAAACUUGCUUCAUGUAUUUGAUCCAAUGAUAGUUUUCCUGUGCAAUAUGGACUUCAAAACUUGGCUGGCGGCAUUGGGAAAGAAAAAACAAUUGAGGAAAGUCACAACCGUCACGGGAAUCUCAUCAUUGACUUGA